AUGGCCUCCCAAUUCGCGGGAAAUGUGGCCAGUAAUGGUCCAGAUCCUUCCACAACCGAAGCAUUGGCUAAAAUCUUGAGCGAAUUGAAUGAAAUGAAAUUGAAAAAUGCUCAAUUGGAACACAAGCUGGACCAACUUCACGGUGCUACAACAAUGGCAUCUCCCUCUUUGCAUGCUCGUAAAGCUUCAUCAACCGGCUUGAGUCCUCUUACUCGUCCAUUUGAAACGAGUAAUGGGACUGGCUUAUCUGCUUUGCUUGGAACAAGUCCACCGGUUCAACCAUUAGGUCCACCUGCACAAUCAAUGAGACCUUCUGGCUCGAGCAAUCAAUCACCAAGUCUUCCUCAAGCUCAACCUUUACCGCAUACAAAUAACCCAACACCUCAUGAUACUCCCGACCUAGGAGCAAGACGCGGAUCAUCAGAUGUGCCGAGUUAUUAUAGCAGUCAUGUUAUCUUAUCAACUUACCCUGGUCAAGCUGGUAUUCGACCUGUUCCGCUCAAGUGGUAUGCUAAAGACCCGCUCGAACGUGGACCUGUGAUCGCUAGUCGUCAUCCAAAGAGUAUCAAGCUUAGAAAUGCAAUAGGAGCAUACGGAGGUACAUACUCAGUGUACAGAUCUCUGUCGAUUGCAGUUGGUAAAUUGAACCCAAACCAUCGACCUGAUUUCACGAAUACCGAGCCACCUUUUGACAUUCCGCCAAAUCCUUCAUGGUUCACGCCCGGAAAGAUUGUUGGUAUUGAUCCUUGGGGACAUUUAGCACCACAAAUAUUCAAAAAAGAUUUUGAAGAAGGUAAAGACAUUCGACCAACGAUUGCAAUGACACGUGCGCAUAUCAAGAUGCCGGAGAUUGAUGAUGCUUUCCGAUUAGGAAGAAUUCCAUUAGAUGGAAAGAUUGUCGUGAAAUCUGACAGAUUGCCUGGCGUACCGAUCGAUGCUGAUCCGGGAAUCGAAGUAAAUUGUUCAAAAGCGGCAAUUGAACCUUGUUGGUAUUUACCCGGUAUUGCGGAAAAACUUGGCGUUCAAGAAGGUACUUUGAGACGAUCAUUGUUUGAAGAAACAGGUGGAAUGUAUCCUGAAUUACUUACUCGACAUGAUUUGAAGGUGUUCCUCCCGCCCAUUCCCGGAGCAACUGUAUACAUCUUUGGCCCGCCACAAUUUAUGAGCGAUCCAAGCAAGGAAGUUACCGUCCGUGUUCACGAUCAAUGUGGUGGAAGUGACGUCUUUGGAAGUGACAUUUGCACUUGUAGACCAUAUCUACUUUACGGUAUCGAAGAAGCUGUCAAAACGGCACAAAGAGGAGGAGUUGGAAUUGUGAUUUAUUUUGCAAAAGAAGGAAGAGCGUUAGGAGAGGUGACAAAGUAUUUAGUAUAUAAUGCUCGUAAACGUGGUACGGAUUCUGCAGCAAUGUAUUUCCAAAGAACGCAAAACGUUGCAGGAGUUGAAGAUAUGCGUUUUCAAGUUAUUGGACCUCCAGACGUUUUGCAUUGGUUAGGCGUUACAAAGAUUGAUAAUAUGAUCUCAAUGUCAAAUCUAAAAUAUGACGCAAUCGUUGGAUCUGGAAUUCCAAUUCAUAAACGAUAUGAAAUUCCGGAAGAAUUAAUUCCUUCCGAUAGUCGGGUUGAGAUUGAUGCAAAAAUUCAAGCUGGAUACUUUAGUGAUUCCAAAAAGCUCACUGCUGAAGAUCUUAAAAAGACUGUCGGAAGAGGAUGGCAAGAUUGGGAAGACGUUCCACAUUGA
Molecule: messenger RNA, 1740 nt
Organism: Meira miltonrushii
Lineage: Eukaryota; Fungi; Basidiomycota; Exobasidiomycetes; Exobasidiales; Brachybasidiaceae
Exons: 2
Coding region: 1-1740 (579 amino acids)
Source: RefSeq, a predicted model, not a curated record